Messenger RNA from Phymastichus coffea, 2622 nucleotides. RefSeq names its product diacylglycerol lipase-beta-like. Bases 621 to 2618 code for a protein of 665 amino acids. The transcript is spliced from 15 exons. The record is from RefSeq and is a predicted model, not a curated record. Gene Ontology annotation, biological process: lipid metabolic process. NCBI's taxonomy places the organism in Eukaryota, Metazoa, Arthropoda, Insecta, Hymenoptera, Eulophidae.
GCACGCGGAGCGCCGCUCGAGCAGAAGGCCUACACUUGUCUCAGUGCGCCGAGUGCAGUGUGUCCGAGUGAAGGUGAGCCACUCUGCUGCUGCCGCCGCUGCUGCUGCUGCUGCUGCUGCUGUAACUCGUGAAAAAACAAACAAAUCCGAUUGAAACUCUUCAGCGGACAGUGCUUACUUACUUUUAUACCGAUCUCACUUCAUCUGUUCUUCAGCCGAUUGUCGUUCUCUUGGUCGAGUCUAUCGUCACAGAUGCCGAAGACAAGUUUUUCAAUUCGGUAAUGUUGUGACAUAAGCCGACCUUGCGUACACGAGAUAUCGGUACUUUGGAGAUAUACGUGCGCCGAUCGAAGAAUCAGGCUUCUGGCUUUCUUUCUUCUUCUUCGGCGUCAUCGUGCCCAUACGGAAAUCCCGUCCCUGAGGUGGAUAGGCACCAAUAGCGAAAAGAUAGCGCAAGAUGUUGAGAUUACGAGGGAGCAUGACCGCCGAGGACCGUCAUCAGUCAAGGAUCCUCGGCUGAAGAAAAGCGUAAAGAGAGCGGCCGCUCGGCAUCAGCAUAACGCUGACAGCAACUACACGCGCGACCCUGUAAGGAGGAAGUCCAUCAAGCUGCAGAAAAAAUGCCAGCGCUCAAACUGUUUGGUAGAAAAUGGCUCGCAGCCACCGAUGAUCUCGUUUAUCCUGGUCUCUUCGAAAUAUUUAUUAGAAUAGUAUGGUUGGUACUCGUAGGAGUAGCCUGCCAAAGGUACUACGGCGAAACGUGGAAAUGUCGCUCGGGAGGUGAUUUGGUCCGAAUUUUUCUCGUGGGCGAGCUUGCCAUACUUGCCGCCGCCACUAUCCUGAUAGUAUUCAUAGUUAAUCACAGCGCACGCGGCUCCAUAGCCGACACUUAUGCACGGCGUUAUGUUCAGCCUCUUCUGACUGUCAAAAUUCUGCUAAUACCAUUUGAAAUAGUGUGGAACGUUCUCGGCACAAUAUGGUUAUUCAGCGACAGUGUGGAGUGCAGCCCCGAGCAUUACACGAUCGGCGUAGUGGAGGCAUUAGUAUUAUUCGACUGGGUGCUCGUAGGAUUAACGAUCUUUGGAUUAGCCUUGAUCUUCGACCCACUUGGUUCACUGAGUCUGAAGGACAAGGAACUCGAGGACUCGGUCGAGCACAGUAAAGUCUCUAGGAUCUGGCUACGGCGGGUCAAGUUUUUCUGGUGGAUGAGACGCGACGAGAGUGCCAGCGAGACCUUUCAACAUGUUGCUGGUCUUUUGAGUGCUCUGUUCCGUGGAACAGAUUUGGUACCAUCUGACGUGAUGGCAGGAUGCGUUUUAUUGAGAGUCAGACAAAAACGUGAACACCUCGAACUCAAGAGAUUGAAUCUACUUGAGCGACCUCAGUAUGACACAGAUGCCGUGCGCAUAUUUGCAAAUUCCCCGGACUGGAUGUCACUGGAAUGGGCUCAUCAUUACAUGCAACUGUCGAUCGCGUCCUACGGGUGGCUUUUCGUUAUCUAUCGUCAAUGUUGUACCGGUUGCUUUCACCUUUUGAAAGAGAUGACGUGCUGCGCCUGUUGGAGGAGAAAGCGGAAUAUCGUGGUGGACGACAAUUGCUGCAUGUGCAAUCUUUCAGGCGUGAAAACUUUGUCAAAGCUAUCCAAGGAUGACAUCCUUUUUGCGUCGUUCAGAAAUCACUUGUGCGAGAUACCAUUUGUCGUGGUGGCCGAUCACAAAACUUCGAGCAUCAUCAUUGUUAUACGUGGCUCGCUAUCUCUCAGAGACAUUAUAACUGACAUUGCCGCGGCUUCCGAUUCGUUCGAACCCGAAGGUUUUCCGUCCGGAAGCAUGGCGCACAAGGGAAUGAUCAUCGGAGCUAAAGUGAUAUUAAAACAAUUGGACCAAUAUAAAGUCCUUGAAAAUGCAUUUAAUAUGUUUCCUCACUAUGACCUCACGCUCACAGGUCAUAGCCUUGGCGCUGGAUUAGCCGUGCUAUUAGGUUCUCUUAUUCGUCCUCGUUAUCCUCAUCUGAGGGUUUACGCUUUCUCGACUCCCGCUGGAUUAUUAAGUCGUGAAGCAGCAAAAGUGACUGAAGAAUUUGUUCUAUCAAUAGGACUGGGUGAUGAUUUAGUUAUGAGACUUAGUGUUGAUAGUAUGGAAAAUUUUCGAACGUCUUUGCUGAUAACUUUACAGGCUUGUAGACUUCCAAAGUAUAGAGUGGUUCUAAAUGGAUUCGGUUACAUGUUAUUUGGCGUUCCUGACAGAGAUUUAAAUAGAACGUGGAGAAAUGGAAAUACAAUUAAUUCCAUUCCAGGACAAUUGCCUCUUCUUUCGGAAACAUCGACACGACAAACUGAGACGACAAUUUUAGAAAGAGAUGUAACUAGGAGAAGAUAUUCGAAGGUUAGAUUAUUUACAGCCGGUAAAAUUUUACAUAUUGCUCGAUGCAAACCAGCAUCGAAAGAAAAGAAAAAAAAACAAAAAAAUAAAGAGAAAAGAUUUGAGAUGCGUUGGGCAUCUCCAGAAGAAUUCAUGGAACUGUCUGUGAUGCCUCGUAUGCUUUUAGACCACUUGCCAGAAAAUCUCGAAGAGUCUUUGGCCAUUCUUGUCAAACAGCAAGACGAGUUUAUACGAUGAUUCG